Messenger RNA from Meloidogyne enterolobii, 2341 nucleotides. The record is from the annotation of a GenBank genome assembly. NCBI's taxonomy places the organism in Eukaryota, Metazoa, Nematoda, Chromadorea, Rhabditida, Meloidogynidae.
UUGGGCUGUACUCUCUUUUGAGGGUACGCAAAUGUUAUAAUAUAUGUAAUUGUUAAAAAUGUUCUUUGCGCGUGAAAUUCACACAAAGUAGUUAAUAGAGAACGUAUGACCUUAAAAGAAACACGCAGGAAAAGGAAAGGAAUGGGGGAGCCGUCUUUUAUUUUCUCUUUUUUAGAGACGAAAAAUUAGACAAGAGUAAAAAUCUUUCCUCUUUUUUAAUUAAAAAAAUUUUCUAAAUUUUUUUAUUGAUUUUUAUGAAUAAUUUUUUCCCUCAUUUUUUAGAUUAAAUUAAAUUAAAAUAUUAAUCAUCCCUUUAAAUAAAAAAAUGGAUUGGUUAACCUCUUCAUUAAAUUAUUUAAUUCAAAUGUUUGACAUUGUCGAUAUUGCUGUAAUUUUAAUUAUAACAACAAUAGCUAUAAUUUAUUAUUUUAAUUUGCAUUCUUCGACACCUAAAAAUAGCAGUACAACUCUAACAAAUAAUUUAUCAAAUGGAUCGUUGACUAGCAAUAAAAUGGACAAAUCCUUUUUGAAUAGAAUGAGGAAUGAAAAUAGACAGAUUUUAAUUCUCUAUGGUUCCCAGACUGGAACUGGUGAGGAAUUGGCUGGACGUUUAGCAAAAGAUUUUGGACGUUUUGGCAAAAAGCCUUUAUUAAUUGACCCUGAAGAAAUCGAAGCGGAGGAUUUACCAAAAAUUACCGAAGAAUUUGAAGACCCAAUUCUUUUACUUUUUGUUGCGACAUAUGGAGAGGGUGACCCUACUGACAAUGCCCAAGCUUUACACGAAUAUUUUACAAAUAAUGAACCAGACUUGACAAAACUUAAAUAUUCCGUUUUUGGACUUGGAAAUAAAACAUAUGAGCAUUACAAUGCUGUUGGCAAAUUUUUUGAUAAAAGAUUGGAAGAACUUGGGGCUGAAAGAAUUUGUGAACUUGGAUUGGCUGAUGAUGAUGGAAAUUUGGAAGAGGAUUUUAUGCGGUGGAGGGAACAUUUCCUUUCAACAGUGUCUUCUCGUUUUGGAUGGGAUUUGGUAAAUAAUGGAAGUUUGGAUCGUCAAUAUAAACUUGAAAUAAUAAAUGAACAAAAUGGACCUAUCUUUAAAGGAGAAUUUGGGCGUAUUGGAGCUUUUGAAAAACAGCGACCGCCUUUUGACCAAAAAAAUCCAUUCCUUUCAAAAAUCUCUGUUAAUCGCGAAUUACACACAAAUCAAAGUGAACGAUCUUGUCGACAUGUAGAAUUCGAUAUUGACUCAGCUAAAGUUCGUUAUGAUGCUGGUGACCAUGUUGCUGUUUUUCCAACAAAUGAACUUGAAUUGGUUGAAAAAUUGGGAGAAUUACUUGAAGUUAAUUUGGAUACAAUAUUUAAAUUAAUUAAUCUUGACGAGGAGAGCACCAAAAAACAUCCAUUUCCUUGUCCAUGUACUUAUCGAACAGCGUUAACUCAUUAUGUUGAUAUCAAUUCACCUGUCAAAUCCCACGUUUUGAAAGCUUUGGCCGAUUUUUGUGAAAAUAAUGAGACUAAAGAACGUUUAUUGUUAUUGAGUACAGCGAGCGAGGAAGGAUUGGCUUUGUAUGCCGAUUAUAUUCUCAAAGAACGCCGUAGUAUAGUUGACAUUUUGGCUACUUUUACUGAUUGUAAACCUCCAUUAGAUCUAUUAUUAGAAAUGUUACCACGUUUACAAGCUCGUUAUUAUUCAAUUUCGUCCUCGCCAAAAUCAACAAAUUUAAAAAUUGCAAUCACCGCCCUUUUAAUUAGACACCAAAUUGAUGAAAAAAGAGUUUUCAAAGGAGUUUGUACAAAUUAUUUGUAUAAAUUGUCUGAAGGACAUUCUGUCCCAAUAUUUAUAAGAAAAUCAACUUUGAGACUUCCAAAUAAAUUGUUAACCCCAGUUGUGAUGAUUGGACCAGGAACUGGUUUUGCACCUUUUAGAGGGUUUUUGCAUGAAAGAUUGUGGCAAAAGAAGUCUGGGGGAAAAGAUAUUGGAGAAAUGCAUUUAUAUUUUGGUUGUAGACAUCCGGAACAUGACCAUAUUUAUAAAGAGGAAAUGGAGGAAUUUAUCACUUCUGGUGUUUUAACAGAAUUACAUGUUGCCUAUUCACGUUUACAAGACGAAAAAGUUUAUGUUCAAAACAAACUUUGGGAUAACCGUGAACGUAUUUGGUCUCUUAUAAAACAAGGGGCAGCUGUUUAUGUUUGUGGAGAUGCUCGUAAUAUGGCUAGAGAUGUUCAAAAUACAAUGUAUAAAAUUUUUGAACAAGUUGGGGGACUUGGAAUUGAGGAAGGUCAAAAAUUAAUGAAGGAUAUGGAACGUCAACGGUUAUAUCAAGCAGAUGUUUGGAGUUAA